UGGUCAGGAUGGGGAGGUUGCAGGGACAGAGACUGAAUCGGGCCUUCAGGGACCAGCUGGCUGCCUGAGGCAUGGGACCCUGUGCAGUCUGUGGUUCCGGGAAUGAAGGGUGUGGCAGCACAGCCUUUACUGAAGUUUCUUUCUUUGGAAUGGACCAUGAGCCACUUUUUUGUUUAUUUCCCCCACCCUCACCCCCACCCCCACUUUUUAAUGACGAUACAAGUUUUUGAUGCAGGGAAGGGUUAGUUCUAACCCCCAGAAAUCUUGGAAUAUGGGGAAUUUGCCUGGAGAUGAACUGUCUCCCCGAGAAGCCCCUGCACAGGGUAAACCUCCCCUCGAAGGAGAAGAAACUGCUUACAGUCGGGAAUGCUCAUUUCCUCCUUGCGCCGUCCACUUCCCCGCCUGCCCCACUUCCUUCCUGUCCGCAGUGCCUGCUGUCAAAGCUUAGCUGGGAUCCUAGCGUUAAAAACACACCUGGUUCUGCCCGGGCUGAAGCAGGCAGAUGGCCCUGCCGUGGUGCUCAGGUCUAGGGAGAAGGAGCAGAAACCACCCAGCAGGCCCACCAGGUGGGCAGGUCACGAGCCUGGGCUGGUGCAGUUGGUGAACUACUACAGGGGAGCGGACAAACUGUGUCGCAAAGCUUCUUUAGUGAAGCUCAUCAAGACGAGCCCAGAGCUGGCCGAGUCCUGCACAUGGUUCCCCGAGUCCUAUGUGAUCUACCCCACUAACCUCAAGACCCCAGCUGCUCCCGCACAGAACGGAAUCCACCCGCCGAUCCCUAGCUCAAGGACGGACGAAAGGGAAUUCUUCCUGGCUUCUUAUAACAAAAAGAAGGAAGACGGAGAGGGCAAUGUUUGGAUUGCAAAGUCAUCCUCCGGUGCCAAAGGUGAAGGCAUCCUCAUCUCCUCGGACGCUGCCGAACUUCUGGAUUUCAUAGACAACCAGGGCCAGGUGCACGUGAUCCAGAAAUACCUCGAGCGCCCUCUGCUGCUGGAGCCGGGGCAUCGCAAGUUCGACAUUAGAAGCUGGGUUUUGGUGGAUCACCAGUACAAUAUCUACCUCUACCGAGAGGGCGUGCUGCGGACUGCGUCAGAACCGUAUCAUGUUGAUAAUUUUCAAGACAAGACCUGCCACUUGACCAAUCACUGCAUUCAAAAGGAAUAUUCAAAGAACUAUGGGAAGUAUGAAGAAGGGAAUGAAAUGUUCUUUGAGGAGUUCAAUCAGUACCUGACCAGUGCUUUGAACAUUACCCUGGAGAAUGCUAUCUUAGUACAAAUCAAACAUAUCAUAAGGAGCUGCCUCCUGAGCGUGGAGCCCGCCAUCAGCACCCGGCACCUCCCUUACCAGAGCUUCCAGCUGUUUGGCUUCGACUUCAUGGUGGACGAGGAGCUGAAGGUCUGGCUCAUCGAGGUCAACGGUGCCCCUGCUUGUGCUCAGAAACUCUAUGCAGAACUGUGCCAGGGCAUCGUGGACAUAGCCAUAUCCAGCGUCUUCCCGCCCCCCGACGCCGAGCAGCAGCAGAGCCAGCCGGCCGCGUUCAUCAGGCUGUGACCGGAGACGUGCGGGUCCUGCUCCAGGAGAGAUGCCCCAUGGCUCCACGCGAAGCCACAGUGAGAAAGAGGCAGCUCGCAAGGCUGUGAUGGAGGAGGGAGUGCGAGAGCGAAGGUGCCCCCAAGGGGCUCCGGGUGGAGCUCUCUGCACUGCUACCCAGACUUGAAAACUGCAACGAAUUUCCCCGAGGGGAGAGCAAGACGUUCUUCUAAGGGGAAAACACAGGGAUUCGGUUGUCGUCCUUGAAAGCAGCAGAUUGCUAUGCUAAGGCCGUCCCUGAAAGCAGCGCCUCUCCUCUCGGGGCCACCGGACCUGUGUGUGCUCUCCCUCUGCUGCAGCCCUCGUGCCUUAGCUCAGUGCCCAGCUGCAACCUCUGUCCUGCGGGGACUGAUGCUAGAGCGUUUGGGAGGUCGCCCUGUGUCCCUGCUCGUCCCCCCGGACACUCUGCCUGUGAGACUCUGGACCGGCAUGCGCCGCGGCCCUCGGUUCCGUGCUGUGCGCUGCCUCGCAGGGCAGGGCGCUGUCCUCAUCCCGCUCCUGAAGGCACUGGGUCAGUCUCCGGUCGGGGUGGGUGUGGGCUGGGCACCAAUAUAGCAAACGCUGCUGUCAGUCUGCUCUCUGCAUGUUUUAGAAACCGAGCAGCAAGUUUGCCACAAGCCUGCAAGCAUCAAAAAGCAUGAGAGAAAAAA
Myotis brandtii (Brandt's bat) is the source of this 2240-nucleotide messenger RNA. RefSeq names its product tubulin tyrosine ligase (gene TTL). The record is from RefSeq and is a predicted model, not a curated record. The transcript is spliced from 7 exons. Bases 367 to 1551 code for a protein of 394 amino acids. NCBI's taxonomy places the organism in Eukaryota, Metazoa, Chordata, Mammalia, Chiroptera, Vespertilionidae. Gene Ontology annotation, biological process: protein modification process.